AUGCCGCAUAACCUAAGAAAUCGUAAUUCGAUUCGCCCACCUCUGAGACAAUUCCGUACUGAUGACGUCCACGAGGGAUACGGCUGUUCCCUCCGCCGCACCCACUACGCAACGAGAUUCUGGAAACUUUUCCAAGUGUUAUUUGCAGGACGAAAAACUGAUGGUUACGAUGCUUUCAUAGAUGCUAUUUGCGUCUAUAAGGAAUGCCUGCACAUUACCGAUGGUAAUGCGAUUAAGGGAUUGACCAUGUUACUGGAUGGCCAAGCUGCUACAUGGUGGCAAGGAGUGCGAUCUAGUAUGCCGACGUGGAUUGAUGCUCUAAAGGCUCUUUGCCAUGCUUUUGGGUUUAACAAACCCCCACAUCAAAUCUUUCGUGAAUUGUUUUCGAAAGAGCAAGCUGAAAACGAAGCAACUGAAUUGUUCGUAGCUAACGCGCGUUCGCUUUUAUCGCGUUUGCCCGACACUCCGGAACUACACGAAGUUCCCAAAUUAAAUAUGGUUUACGGACUUCACAAUUUAAGAAUAAGAGAACGGCUACCCCGAGACGAAGUAAAUAACUUUGCCACGCUAAUUGAUAAGAUUAGGCCUAGGUGUGACUAUUGCCAUAACUUUGGUCAUCUGAAAGCAGAUUGUAGGAAGUAUGCUGCAACACAGACCAGUGCUCCAACACCCUCUGCGGAACAUAACACUGCAAGCGUCAACAGCAAACUGGUGUGCUUCGGCUGCGGUAAACCUGGCUACGUUAGGUCCCAGUGCCCCCAAUGCAAACCGAAAACUGGUGUCGUUAGAUCACCACCUGCUCCUCAAUCAACGUCGUCAGUCGAUGUUUUAAUGGCAAACACCAAUUCCGAUGAUGCCAAACGACCGAUGUUUCAAAUUAGCAUUUCUACCCUUACAGGCUUAGCUUGCGUUGAUACUGGCGCGAAGAGAAGUAUUGCCGGACAUAAGCUGUAUAGUUACCUAAUGGACUGCAAUUUUCCCUUCACCUCUGACCGGAUCGACAUGACCCUAGCAGAUGGCUGCCCUCGUCAAGUCGAGGUAAGAAUUUUCCAAUGUGAUGUAUUGUUAGAAGGGAGAUUAGUACCUUCCACAUUCAUGGCCGUACCGGAGCAUGAAGAAAGCAAGACUUUAUUGGGCAUUGACUUUCUCACUUCGGCAAAUGUUGUGCUAAAUAUACCAAAAAUGCAGUGGUGGUUCGAGGACGCGUCACACGCUAAGCACACAUUUCGUUCAAUCCCAGACUCGGUGCCAGUCAUGUGUUCCGACACUGAUGCAGACUAUGUCGACGUUAACAUAGCUUUACGUACCAAUGAGGCUACCUGUGUAAAUCAAAAGGACAAAGAAGACCUUGAGCGACUCCUGAUAGAACACAAGCAAGUAUUCAAACCAUCUUCUACUCCCACACCCUACGCAAAGCAUAGCAUUCGACUAACCGACGAAACUCCAAUUUCUGUACCACCGUACCGGCUGACAGCAGAAAAGACACGGCUUCUGAGGGAAGAAAUUGGCCAGCUACUUGCAUCCAAUGUGAUCGAGGAGCGUGAUUCCCCCUACGCCGCACCUGUAGUACUCGUUCCCAAGAAAGAGAUAAAGUUCGCUUGUGUGUCGACUAUCGACGACUAA
Molecule: messenger RNA, 1623 nt
Organism: Photinus pyralis (common eastern firefly)
Lineage: Eukaryota; Metazoa; Arthropoda; Insecta; Coleoptera; Lampyridae
Exons: 3
Coding region: 1-1623 (540 amino acids)
Molecular function (GO): nucleic acid binding; zinc ion binding
Source: RefSeq, a predicted model, not a curated record